UCUUGCCCCUUCACAUUCGAGGAUUUCACUCUAGAGUUCUGCCAAAAGCCCAUCUGUAUCUAUUACAGUUUACUUCAUACUUCAGCAGCCAGAGGAACCGUCUUUAAGAUCUCUAGAUUGGAGAUUUCGCUCAAUUGAUUUACAGCAUCGCUCUUACCGAAAUUAAUGGGAAGCUUAUGUAACACGGAAAAGCAUCUUCCGAAUCACCUGAGCUGCAAAUGAGCCAGAAAUGGUCUUGUGCUUCAAAGGAAUGUGACAGCCAUUUAGUCCAAUUGACAAAUGUCCGUGGAAGAAUCCAUGUUCGCAUACUCGAGGGAACAGGAGCCGACCGGUUAAAUCCCCAUCUUGCCCAAUCUGGUUCGAACGCAUUAUUUGUCUCUUUCGAGCUUUUCUGAGAGGAUACUUCAACUUGGGGAUUAGCUUCGCAGUAGAAGAUUGUGUCCAAAAGCAAAACUAAAAGAAAAUAAUCUUCGUCUGAGAAGUUGUUUUCUCGCGGUUAUCGCGUUUCUUAUGAAAGUUUGGGACAUUUUCUGCUUGAAAUCUCUAGUUUUAAUCCUGAAAGCUAUCACGUGUAGCAAUUUGUUUCUAAGUUCUGUAAACUGAAGAGAUCUCUGCUUAUUUCUUAUUCAGUCUUCUUUGGAAAAUUCCGAAAGUUUGAGACAAAUGAAAUUUUAAUGCAUUUGACAAAAACAGUGUCAUUUAUUUUUCUGUAUGAAGAAAACAUAAAAGUUUGAAAGAAAAUAAGCAAAACUGUAUUAGCUCUAGACUGUCGUGUAAUCUUUUUACGUCCGGAAAGAUUUUGAAAUAUUUACUGUUGAGAAAUCGUAUUGUGAUAAGAAUAGUCGAAGGUAUAAUAGAAUAUAACUAAAAGUAGUUAGGUUUGUAUCAGAUUCUAAGAGAAGUAUUUAUUUUCUCUUUGCAUGCCUAUAUAGUUUAAGGAAUUGUUAAGACUUUGUAACAGUGAUAUUUUAGAUGGAACUAGAGUGGUAUUUAUGAAAAAUAGUGGUUUUUAGUCAAGAUCCAACAUAUCACAUUGAGCAAUGGAGGACCAACUUAAAAUCAUAGUCACAGUUCUCUUCCUAACAUCAGUCUGGUAUUAUAGAUGCACAUGUGCUAUGAAUUAUGUGACACCGAGAGAUUGCCAGUGGACGACAGUGAAAGCCCACCAGGUGGAGCCUGGUGUUCUACUAAUAUGUCACGUGAGUGGAGUGAAUACAAUUAUGGAUAGUGCGUAUUUUAGCCCAAUUCAGUCUGCGCGUACAGUGGGACUGACCAUUAUCUGUGAUGACCGCUAUAUGGAAGGACGCCUUACUAACAGUUCCUUAGCGCACCUCAACCAGUUGCAGUCGCUGAGGUUCGAGCGUUGUUCUUUUACCGAAUUAGCAGACGACGCGCUGAAUGGACUAAGCGUAUUAAAGAAUCUCACUGUGCACACUGAUAAGUACGAUGAAGGUCGAUCCACUCUCACUAUUGGACCAUCAACUUUUAUGAAAGUUCGAGAGCUGGAAUAUCUCGAUCUUUCCGGUAACAAUAUCGUCAUGCUUCCCGAAUACCCGUUCUGUGGCCUUAUCAAUCUAAAAAUUCUAAACCUCAGUAAGAACAGUCUGCAAGACGUGAAGCAAUUGGGAUUAGAAGAACGCAAACUGUUUCCUUGUAUUCCAGAACUCCAUAUGCUAGAUUUAUCAUACAACAGACUGAAAUAUUUAACCGAUGAAAUACUGUCGUCGCUGAGAAGGCUAAAGAAUUUGACUUUCAGUGACAAUCAUAUCUCCCAAAUGUCACCCUACGCUUUGAUUGGCCUGCAGAGGCUGCAGUUUAUUGAUCUGUCCAACAACAAAUUGAGUGAAUUCCAUCCACACUUUUUUCAUCAUUCUACGGAACUGAGAGAAAUAUUGCUGCGAAAUAAUUCCAUUGCCGGUUUUCCAUCUGCUCUUUUUAGAUCAUUGUCUCAACUAAUCCAUUUAGAUGUGGCACAUAAUGUUAUAUCAGAAUUGCACUUUUUGCUGGAUUCCUUCAAGAAUCCUAACAGAUUGAGCAUUCUGAACUUGAGUUUCAACAGAAUAAGAAGGAUAGAAGGGACACCUUUUCAAUCUUUAUCAAGUUUGCAAGUUUUGUACUUGAGAGACAACAUCGUAGAAUAUAUCGCCGAAAAAGCAUUCUCGCAUUUGUCUAGUCUGAAAGUUUUAGAUUUAACGAACAAUAAACUUAGAUUAAUCGAGGCUGAUACUUUCAAUGGCCUUGCAAAUCUCCAAGAACUUUUACUUGCCAAUAAUCACAUGGAAUUAAUACACUCGGAUGCAUUUAUGAAUUUAACUCGCCUUCGUUAUUUAAGUUUAACGAACAAUAGCUUGACAUCAUUUCCAGUGGCAAUUAAUAAAAUGGAAUAUUUGCAAGAUUUGGAUUUGUCAUUCAAUUGUAUAUCGAAUAUAACUAAUGAUACUUUUGAGAACUUGAAAAGUCUUAUGGUUUUAGAUUUGAAAAACAACUUAAUUGGAAAUUUGAGUCGAGGAACACUGCGUGAUCAGUAUAUGCUUAAAAUUUUAGAUUUGUCAAGAAACAGAAUACAGGGGUUAGAAAUUGGAAUAUUUGAUGAUGCCCUAGACCUUGAAAGAAUUGAGCUGAAUGAUAAUCUGCUGUCAGACAUCAAUGGUUUAUUUAUGAAUUUACGAAAUUUGAAAGCACUGAAUAUUUCAAGAAAUGAUAUAACGUGGUUUGAUUUUGCAUUAGUACCUGUUGGUUUAAUAAACCUAGAUAUGCAUUCUAAUGAAAUUGAUGGUUUGGGGAACUACUUUGAACUUGAAAAGGUUUUGAAGCUGCGAUACAUGGACGCGUCUUUCAAUAAAAUAAAAGAAAUAACUGCUGAAACCUUUCCUCAUGGCUUGGAGGUAGUUUCUUUGAGAAAUAAUUCUUUGAGCAUCAUAAUGCCUUUUACUUUUAUGAGUAAAACAAAUCUUUCCAUGGUUGAUUUACGGAAUAAUGAUAUUCAAAAUUUAGAUAUAAAUGCUUUGCGCUUGAAGAGUGUGCCGAUUACCAGAAAUCUACCUAUUGUUUUUCUUUCUAACAAUCCAAUCCAUUGUGACUGUACAAUGGAAUGGCUGCAGAGAAUAAAUAACUUAGACGAUAUGAGACAGUAUCCCCAAAUAGUCGAUUUAGAUCAAGUGUUAUGUCACAUGACCUUUCCUAGACAGCAGGAUCUGGUUUCAAUAACGCGGACAAAGUCUAAUGAGUUUUUGUGCAAAUACAGAAGUCACUGUUUUGCCCUCUGCCAUUGCUGUGAAUUUGAUGCUUGCGAUUGCGAAAUGGUGUGCCCCGAAAACUGCACUUGUUAUUCAGAUCAAACAUGGAAUACUAAUAUUGUUGAUUGCAGCUCUAGACGUUAUUCUCGUAUACCUGCUAGGAUACCGAUGGACGUUACGGAUUUAUAUUUAGAUGGAAAUGAUAUGAGCCAAGUGGGAAGUCACUCUUUUAUUGGAAGAAAAAAUAUGAGAAUACUUCAUUUAAACGGCAGCAAUAUUCAUGUCAUCCGAAAUAGGACAUUUAAUGGAUUGCAGAAUUUAAUUAUACUACACCUGGAACAUAAUUAUAUAUCUACUAUUCAAGGCCAUGAGUUUACGAAUUUGACAAAUCUGCAGGAAUUAUACCUAUCCUAUAACCGUUUAACAAACAUAAAAAAUUCUAGUUUUUCUCAUCUGAAAUUCUUGAGAGUUUUACACCUUGAUCAUAACAAUUUAGUGGAUUUUCAAGUUUGGAAUUUGAAUACUAACCACCGUUUAGCGGAAGUAAAGUUGAGUCAUAAUAGCUGGUCAUGUUCAUGUCAGUAUCUUGGAAAUUUCCAAGAGUGGUUAGUGGCUUCUGGAACCUUAGUUUUGGAUCGAGAAAACGUUCGGUGUUAUAAGAACCAGUCAGCAGGACUUUUUGUUCUAGAAUUUAAUUCUUCAGCAUGCUCUAAUCAUAGCGCCUUGACAUAUUACAAAGCCGAAUUUGCAGGUGACUAUAUGCCUAUUAUGAUUAUAGCGCCAUCGAUAUUCAUAUUGCUAAUUUUCAGUUUAGUUCUGUUCUGCGUGUAUAACAGUGAGAUGAAAAUUUGGUUUUAUAGUCGGUAUGGCAUUCGUUUGUUUCAGCGAAACAACCAAGCUGGUGAAAGUGAAAAACUGUUUGAUGCUUUCUUAUCAUAUUGCAAGAAAGAUGAAGCUUUUGUCUCACAGAUGUUAGCACCAGAGUUGGAAGAUGGCACUUACCCACAUAGGCUCUGUCUUCGCUACCGAGAUCUUCCGAUGGCAGAAUAUGUUGCCGAAGCAAUCUCGGAGGCCAUCGAGUGCAGUCGGUGUACUGUCGCUGUUAUAUCUGAACAAUAUUUAAAAAGCGAAUGGUGCAUUUAUGAAUUGAAAGCAGCUCAUCACGAGAGCCAGUGUAACCGACGUCACCGGGUUGUCGUUGUCCUCCUGGACAAGAUCAGUUUCAAGGAACUGGAACCUGAUGUCCGGAUUUGUUUGAGGUCCGCAUCUUUAGUCCACUGGGGAGAUCGUAGGUUCUGGGAAAAACUUCGGUUUGCAAUGCCUGAACCCAGACUCCACAAGGACAGUGUCAGUUGUAAGGAUUUCAAAACAUCCUCUCUUAGGAGGUCUUCCAUUUCAAACUCAGUGAAACUCGUAUGAUGAGAAGAAGUCCUUUAAACUGAACUUGAUGAUAUGUCUGUGAUAUGCAUAAAUGUUCGUACGCAUUAGCUUAGUUGCUUAGUUUAUGUUCGUUGUGCUUUAAUUUACAUAAAUAAUGAUCUUCAUUAUAAUGCUGAUUUUGUCAUUUUAAUUCAUAUUUUGUCAUACCUUAAAAUAUGAAACUUAUGAUCCUAGGUGAAUGUUUCGAAUGUGUCAUGUGCUAAGUUGUUAAAAAUAUAGUCUCCUUUUAUGGAGUUAGUCCUAUAAAAACGUUGUUGUAAAUAAAUGUUCCCUAUAAUAUUUAGGACACUUACUCCUAUCAUAUUAAUAUAUAGGGUAAGUUUGCAAAAUAACUGUAAAAUUGUCUUUUAAAAACAAGUGAAAAUAAAAUUCAUUUUUGGUA
This is a messenger RNA of Stegodyphus dumicola, 5058 nucleotides long. Its product is annotated as toll-like receptor Tollo pseudogene. Lineage: Eukaryota; Metazoa; Arthropoda; Arachnida; Araneae; Eresidae. The record is from RefSeq and is a predicted model, not a curated record.